Molecule: messenger RNA, 4771 nt
Organism: Carassius auratus (goldfish)
Lineage: Eukaryota; Metazoa; Chordata; Actinopteri; Cypriniformes; Cyprinidae
Product: calcium/calmodulin-dependent protein kinase type II subunit gamma-like
Exons: 23
Coding region: 126-2048 (640 amino acids)
Biological process (GO): protein phosphorylation
Molecular function (GO): calmodulin binding; ATP binding; calcium/calmodulin-dependent protein kinase activity
Source: RefSeq, a predicted model, not a curated record
UCCAGCCCCUCCCCUCCGCUCUUUCCGUCUGUAUCUCCCUUCUUUCUCUCUCUGGAACACAUGAGAUUCUCCUCCCGAAACCUGAACCGCAGCAGCAGAGGCAUCGACCCCCCUCCCCACACAACAUGGCUACAAUUGUAACCUCGACCAGGUUUACGGACGAGUAUCAGCUUUACGAAGAGCUGGGGAAGGGUGCCUUCUCCGUGGUCCGGAGAUGUGUGAAAAAAUCCAAUGGCCAGGAAUUUGCUGCUAAAAUUAUUAACACAAAGAAACUCUCGGCGAGAGAUCAUCAGAAACUGGAACGUGAAGCCCGAAUCUGUCGUCUACUCAAACACCCCAAUAUCGUUCGGCUCCAUGAAAGCAUCUCAGAAGAAGGUUUCCAUUACCUGGUCUUUGACCUUGUGACUGGGGGGGAGCUGUUUGAGGACAUCGUCGCCAGAGAGUAUUACAGUGAAGCUGACGCAAGCCAGUGCAUCAAUCAGAUCCUGGAGAGUGUCAAUCACAUUCACCAGCAUGACAUCGUGCACAGAGACCUUAAGCCCGAGAACUUGCUGUUGGCCAGUAAGAUGAAAGGAGCGGCAGUAAAGCUGGCUGAUUUUGGGCUGGCCAUCGAGGUGCAGGGAGAUCAGCAGGCCUGGUUUGGUUUUGCUGGCACACCUGGCUACCUGUCUCCAGAGGUAUUGAGGAAGGAUCCCUACGGCAAACCUGUGGACAUAUGGGCCUGUGGUGUAAUCUUGUACAUUCUAUUAGUGGGCUAUCCUCCAUUUUGGGAUGAAGAUCAACACAAGUUAUACCAGCAGAUCAAGGCUGGAGCUUAUGAUUUUCCUUCUCCGGAGUGGGACACGGUCACCCCCGAGGCCAAGAACCUCAUCAAUCAAAUGCUGACCAUCAACCCAGCAAAGAGAAUCACCGCAGAGCAGGCCCUCAAGCACCCAUGGGUCUGUCAACGGUCCACAGUGGCAUCCAUGAUGCAUCGCCAAGAGACCGUGGAGUGCUUGCGCAAGUUCAACGCCCGCAGAAAACUCAAGGGAGCCAUUCUCACGACUAUGUUGGUUUCUAGAAACUUCUCAGUGGGCCGGCAGCAUACCAGCCCUGCUGCUCCCACCACAAGCACUGCCGCGCUUGCACAGGAAGCAUGCAAAAGUUUACUCAACAAAAAGGCAGAUGGAGUCAAGCCCCAGACAAACAACACUAAAAACAGUGUAGUGAGCGCUGUAGUGAACGCCAUGAAAGAAAGCAACACGGCCUCUUCUACACCGAUGGAGCCACAAACUACAGUUGUGCACAACCCUGCCGAUGGCCCCAAGGGCUCCACAGAGAGCUGUAACACCAACGAGGAAGAGGAUAUGAAAGGUAGGAAAGCCGAGAGUGCGCAGGGAACGAGCAGUGACAGUGCCGUGAUGAGUCAGUGCAGUGCCGGGGAAGAGCUGCCCGCUCUGUUGGCUUCACCUCAGGGUUCUCCUGCCAGUAAGUCAAGAUCCUCUCCGUUGUGUGUUGCAGCCGUCCCCAUGCAUGACGUUAAACGCUUGGCAUGGAACAGUUCAGAACAUGCCUCAUGUCCAGAGUUAGAGCGCACUCAUUCUGGCCCUUGUGCCUCAGCCCAUGGGGUCAGCGGUAUCACGGCGAGUUGGUCCGCAGCUCAGUCUCGCAAGCAGGAGAUUAUAAAAAUCACGGAGCAGUUAAUCGAGGCUGUCAACAAUGGAGACUUUGAAGCAUACACAAGAAUCUGUGACCCUGGUCUGACUUCUUUUGAGCCUGAAGCUCUGGGGAACCUGGUCGAGGGCAUGGAUUUCCACAAGUUCUACUUUGAGCACUUGCUGAGUAAGAACAACAAGCCUGUGCACACCACUAUCCUCAAUCCUCAUGUUCAUCUCAUCGGGGAGGACGCUGCCUGCAUCGCAUAUAUCCGGCUGACGCAGUACAUCGACAGCCAGGGCCGCCCACGUAGCUGCCAGUCGGAGGAGACGCGCGUGUGGCAUCGCCGUGACGCCAAGUGGCUUAACGUCCACUUCCACUGCUCAGGGGCACCAGCCGCCCCCUUACAGUGAACCACACAGGACAGCUUACCUGGAUUCUCAAGAUAAUGGGAAUGUUUCUUCUUUGUGGCUGGACGGGCACGUGAAGGCCAGCUGGAUGACAGCUCUUAAAGUUACAGACACACCAGUGAGGAACUCUGACAACAUCCAGUUCAACAGUCAACACCACUUAUCCUGUCCAAUCUUUGACCAACGGGAGCUGGCCGCGGCUGUGGCCCCGCCCAAGGGACGGUGCAUGUAUCUGACACCCACAUGGGGGUGCUGUUUUGUCCUUUUCCCACGGAACCAUCUUUUUUUGCCCGUUAAAGAUGUUCAGAAGGUGUUGUAAGUACUGAUCUGUGAAAUCAUAAAUAUACGAUAUAUUGUAAAAAUCACUAGCUGAACCAGAAGCUACAAUCCGGUUUGAAAAUCAUAUAUGUAAGUAAUCCAAGGCGGGAGUUGGGAGGGUGGGGGUGCUCAACUUAACAAAAUUACAAAAUGUGCCCAAAAAAAUGCUAAGGUUUACAAGUUUUGUCUUCACAGUCCUUCUUGUAUACUUUGCAGCUUUUUGGACACAAAAUCAAUUAAGGGAAGGGGUCGACUAAUCCGAGAGCAAGGCAGUGAAAAUGUUCAGAAGUUCUUCAUAUCGAAAAAAAGAACCAAAGUGUAGUUUUUAGUCUUUUUAAGGAUUGUUUCUGUUUGGUGUUGGCUUUUUAUGUAACCCGGGUCUAAGAGAAGGUUUGUACUGCCCAGGUUUUAGUAAUCUCUUACGUUAAUGUGGAACUCUUCAAUUUCCCUUUUUUUUUUUUUUUCUUGGACUGACAUAACACAAGUAUUUUGUGUUCAUUUCGAAUUUUUAAGACUGUUUUAUUUUUUAAGUUAAUCUAAAUAAACAUAGGAUAUACAUGAAAUAUUUAAAGGAGAUAUAAAUGUUCGCCAUCCAGGUUUAGGAAAAGAUGUCGUUCCUGACUGUGCUUGAUACGUUUGUGUGGGUGCGUGUGUGAGAUAUGAACUUGUAUAAAUUGUAUCCCCCAUUUAGAUUUAGUAUAACAAAAGCUCAAGUGAACCGAACGCAACCGAACACCGACCAGUAGAUUCACCCUUGUCGUUUUGUUAGCGUCGUAGACAAACCACUGCAGGACGUACUGUGAUAGUCAGACAUAAACUUCUCUCCAGUUUCUGAACUCGGCGACUGAAUCUUCAGAUCUGAGCUCAAAGGAGGACUAGUCGUUUUUACAAACUACAUCAUGGUGAAAAUAGCUUCAGUAGUCGAGUAUGUUGUGAUUGAGUCUCGUCGUCUUUUCUUCCACUCAUUGUAAAAGUACUCCGUUGUUUUAGUAACGUUAGACUCACCCUGUCCUCAGUGUUGUCUUAGUCGUGGUUCGUGACGGUGGGGGGGACAUGCUCUGUAAAUACAUGUCGUUUAGUUCAUCCAAUCACAAGGAGCGUGUGGGAAAAACGCAAACUCGUCCAGUUGCCAUAGUUAUGUUAAAAUCAUAGUUUUAAUGUUUGUACGAUUACAAUUCACAGUGGUUUAAGAUUUCCCCACAAACUAUAUUACGCAGGUUUUAUAGCACUCAUAAACUCCGUUUUAAUUUGAUGGUUUGAUAGUCACGAGUGGUUCAUCUAUUAAGUUCAUCUGUAGUUGCACGAAUGCUUUUCGUCACUGCUAUGGUUUUGUUUUUAGAUCUAUAUUAGUGUAGGUUUGUUUUAGGCAAUAUAUUAUGUGUGGAAAAAAACAAACUACGAGUUCACCCCAUCUUCUUGGAAGUUUUUUGUAUGGGUCUGUAAAUACAUGUAGUGUUUGCACACCCUGGGCUUGGUGACAUAUCAGGACUAUACAUCCGCACGUGUGUAAGUGUGUGCACGCGCUUAUCACCUUUACAAUGGUAGUGAUGCUGUUAGAUUAUAUGUGAUGAUGCUGUUUUCAUGUCUCGUGCUGAUUUCUUGCAUUUUUUUUUUUGUUUGUUUGUUUUAUUUUCUAAUCGCUGAUUUCUUUUUCCUUUGUUUGUGCUAUUGGGAACUGCUGCCUUGCCUGGCCAAACUAGAUUACACGUUUUAUCAUUUUUAUUUUUACUUAAAUGCAUCCUUUUUCUGUACAUGAGUGACAUCUUCAGCUCCAUGAAAAUGAAAAAGAUUGAGAUGGCUAUGAGGAGUCACAAGCUAAUAGAUUUAGAUUUAGUGAAAUAAAUAUCCCACCCCUGAAAGCUUGGUCUGAAUCCUGGGCCAGACGGCGAACGUAUGAGUCUUCUGGCCCACCCGUCCAAUGACAGGAGAAAUCAAAGACGCAGUUGAAAUAAACUGCUGAAUAUGCAUGUAUACUUUUCUCGGUAAAUAUUUUUUUUUCCCACUGUCUGUGUUUACUUAUUAAUAAAGGGAAAAAAAUCUCAUAGUAUUUGCAUCUCGACAUGAAAAUCACUCCAUUGGGAAAUAUAAGUGAUGUACCAUGUAAAAAAAAAAAAAAAACAAAGACAAAAAAAGUAGAAAAUAGUGAAAAUAUAUAAAACAAAAGCCUCUGCUUGGUAUGCUCCCCUCAUUCUAAGUAAAUCUAUUGCAUUGUAAUGGUAUACUAUUGGGCUUCGUAUAUACUUGGAGUUUAAACAUGGAUGCUGGAUUUUUGCAUGAUCAUACAUUUAAUAAAACCAUGAAAUGACAACUAUCAAGUGUUUGUCUGAAUGUUAGUAGGUCUUCAUCAUAGCUUUGUUAUUAUUGAAACUUGAUCUGGAAAGUAUUUAAUAAAAAGAGCAUUUCUGCAG